AUGAAUUCUAAAAUAUUGAUUGCUUUCGCAAUUCUAGUGAUUAUCUCAACAGUUUUAGGAGCUGCAAUAAACAAAUAUAGUCAUAAAAAGAAACAUCACGGUAGAUCUUCCUUAAAAAGAAUUAUUGGUGGUACAGAAGUCGACAUAUCAGAUUAUAAAUAUUACGUUGGUGUUAUAAACGCUAAGAGUGUAUUUUGUGGCGGAGCUUUGGUGACGGUGAACAGAGUUCUUACAGCUGCUCAUUGUGCAGCUGGGAAAGGGACUCAACCAUUAAAAGUGUUUCCCGGAACGCAAAGUUUUAGAGAAAUGGCCUUGAUUAGGCACCUUAUUAUAAUAUUAGCGAUAUGA
This is a messenger RNA of Onthophagus taurus, 348 nucleotides long. The record is from RefSeq and is a predicted model, not a curated record. Lineage: Eukaryota; Metazoa; Arthropoda; Insecta; Coleoptera; Scarabaeidae.